Molecule: messenger RNA, 1197 nt
Organism: [Torrubiella] hemipterigena
Lineage: Eukaryota; Fungi; Ascomycota; Sordariomycetes; Hypocreales; Clavicipitaceae
Source: the annotation of a GenBank genome assembly
AUGCACUUCAACGGUGUCUCCGUUGGCCUCGUAGCCAUUUCAACUUCUGCAAUGCUUGCAAAUGCUCAGAAGGGGGAUCAUGAACAGCUUGUCCUAGCAGACUGUGGAAUUGGAGACAACCACCAGCACCCCACCUGGUCAACAUCUCGACAGAUGAACUGGUACAAGUCACUGACCUGGCCCUCUUCUGCUCGUCAGUAUCCUCCUGCUCCCAACAUGGCCGUGGAGAUUCCCUAUAAAGAUGGAAUAUAUCCUUGGGUGUCUAGUGGACUUACAGCCAACAUGCCCAAUGGCGAUGAUUGGACGGUAUGGAUUGCGGAGAAUACACCCGAAGGUCUCAAUGCUGGAGCAGCAAUGAGCUACAAAAAUGGUGGUGUUUCGUUGAAUUGCUGGGCAUACCACGGCAGACCAGUGAGUGCAGCCAUCAACAAGACUGUCAAUGCCAAUGCCAUCUGCUGGUCAGCCUUUGUCUGCAACAAGGAUGACCAAGCCCCGAAGAGAGCUUCUGACCAAAGCCCUGGAACUUCAUCUACAGUCCCAAUCUCUACCACUGCCACAUCCACAGCCACUACUACGGCGUCUGUUCCAACCACUUCCUCUGAGCCUUCUACAACUUCACAAUCGACUACAGAAACUGCAGCACCGGCCCCUUCUGCUGGUGUCUUGAAAGUAGACACCUCUGUGAACCCGAGAUUUAUCGUGUGGCCCGGGACAUGGGAGGUAUUUGUGAAUAGUUUUGUGUGGGAUCAGAAGACCGGACAAUGUGUCGGCAGACCAUUUAUUGGAGCAGACUAUUCCAUCAACUUUGAUUGCUCUGGUGUGCAGAUUGAUUCAGACACCCACAUGACUCUGAUUCUUAUCAAAGCUCUGAAAGACUUGGGACUUCACAGCCUUUGGUUUGGCCAAACCCCAGCUCUUCCUGGCAAUGGAACGCUUACAUCCAGUGCACCCCAGCUUAUAAUGCCAGAGGCAUUUAAGAUUACAGCGACUGAUGUCGCCAAUGGCAAGGUACUUGGAUCACUGUCUUACAAGGCUCAGCUGAAUCACUUCACUACCGGUUCUUGCUCACCUUGCGAGACCCAGAGAUUUAAUGCUGAAUUCUUUACCCCCAUCCUGGAAGCAAUGAAAGGUACCUAUCCUGAGUUCAACGAUUAUCGGGUUGAGGCCAUCUGUGAUCCUUGGGUUGUUUGUUCUUGA